Molecule: messenger RNA, 900 nt
Organism: Rotaria socialis
Lineage: Eukaryota; Metazoa; Rotifera; Eurotatoria; Philodinida; Philodinidae
Source: the annotation of a GenBank genome assembly
AUGACGACCGAUAAAAGAAAAAGAAUUCAAUGUAUAGAUAGUUACGACUUCGAAACAUUCGCAAGAGUUCAUCUACCAAAACAUCUCGCCGAUACAUUACUAGUUGAUAUCGGUAUUACAUCUUAUAGCGGUUUUAUUCAAUGUGAUGACUUAAGCGACGAACUACUGUCUGUUCACGAUUGUUUAAACGAUAAAGACCGUUUACGUUUGUUUUUAUACAAUAACACAGUAUCAUCAUCGUCACCAAAUGAAGUCAAAAAAGGUGUUUUGCGUGAGCUGAACAUUUUUCGAGAAGAAUGCAAAAAGAAAAUCAAUAAUCGAAAAGCCAAUGGAAUAAAUUCAGGCAGUAGUAGCAGCCAAGCGGAACACGAGCUAAAUAAUUCAUCAAAACGAUUGAAGAUUCACUAUGAUUUCUAUCAAACACCUGCUUGUCGAACUCGAACGAAUGAUAUCAUGGAUGAAGAUAAAUUCAAAUAUCGAGAAAAACCAAUUGCUAAUGGAGAUAGUGGGACGGAUUGGUCUUUUCACCAAGAAGAAAUGCAAAGUAUCGAAAAGCAAUCCAAUGAUUUGAAUAUUGUCGAUAAUGUCACAGUGAAAGAAGCUACACAUAUUUAUGUGACUCAACAGCGAAUUCAUCAUUUCUUUUAUCACCACAUGUUUAUCAAGUCUGAAGAUUUCCAUAAAUUCGUAUUCCUAUUGCAAUCGAAACUUGGAUGGCAUUUAGAACAACUAUAUCAAUAUAUAAUGAAAACUAGAACUAGAAAAAUAUGGUUUGAUCAAUUCAUCAAUGAAUUUCACAAAAUCGAUAUGAAAAAUCAGAAUAUGGAAAAAAAAGUUGAAUGGCUUGUUUAUUUAAUCCAAACAACAAAAUAUAAACCCAGUGGCUAUAGUGAUGGAUAG